Neospora caninum is the source of this 750-nucleotide messenger RNA. RefSeq names its product Protein LSM12 homolog, related. Lineage: Eukaryota; Apicomplexa; Conoidasida; Eucoccidiorida; Sarcocystidae. The record is from RefSeq and is a predicted model, not a curated record. Bases 1 to 750 code for a protein of 249 amino acids. The transcript is spliced from 5 exons.
AUGGCACUACAGGCGAGUGCGCCUCCUGCUCCAAUGCCGUCUUCGACUUCUACGCUGCCUCCUUCAUUCGACUUCUCUGCCGACCUGGGGUAUCCGGUGUCUGUCCGGACAACAACCGGGGAGACGUUUCGGGGAGAGUUGUAUUGCUACGAGAAAGGGCCCUCCGGCCUGAUCACUCUAAAGGAAGACACGGAACCAGGAAAGGCAAAUUUUCACGUUAUUCGGCAAGGCGCUGUCGUAGAUCUGGUGUCCGAAAGACAGAAUGGAGACGCGCGACAGAACCUGUCCAAGCCCCCCGCCAUAGACAGAGGCGUCGUUGACCACAGCGAAAAAGCCGCCAUCGCAGAAUUCGAGAAGCGCAAGUACACAAUUGGCGUCGGAGUAACUGCUGAGGCCCAGGAUCUCUUCGACUUCAUCUGGAAAACGCAUCCGGAUUGCGUAUGGCGGGGCCAAGAUAUUGUUAUUCAAAGCCUGGAGGUUACCAUAAGACCGCCCUACGAGCCGUCUAGCGUUUCUGGUCGGGACGCACGCGCAAAGGAAAGGAUCACUAACGUUGCCAUGAAGUUUCGACAAAAAAGAGAACGCGAGGCAGCACGGCAGCCACAGCAUGGCGCGCUUUUGCCAGGCGGCGCUUCGGCCCCGAACCUGGCGAACGGAGCGUGUGAUAGCACUCUCGUCCCGCGCGAAGCCGUCGAGCCGGCAGAUGGGGGGCCCUCGGCGACCGACAGUGUUUCAAGUCGUGUGGGGUGA